ACACCCACAUGAAAAAGGAUUAAAGAGAUCGAUUAUUUAGUGAGAGAAUGGAGAAGAAGUGUGGGUGUUGGUCAGUUCUAAGGCGCAGUGUUAGCAGUGGUUCUUGUAAACCCUCAGUUGAUUCAAGAAGAAACUCUGCAGCUUCGUUCCCCAGAACCAGUCUUGUUUAUGAUGCAGCAACAGAAACCCGUUACUUGAAUGCUAGCAACCGGGAGAUGUGUGCUCCUCACGAGCCUCAAAACUCUUCGGAUCCGAACCCGAAUCAAGAGUUGGCUCAAUCCGAUAAGAAGCCAUGCCAACUUCUUCAGUUUAGUUUCCACGAAUUGAAAUCGGCUACCGGGAAUUUCAGACCCGAUAGCAUUUUGGGCGAAGGGGGAUUCGGGUUCGUGUUUAAAGGGUGGAUCGAGGAAAAUGGCACAGCCCCGGCUAAACCUGGGUCCGGCCUCACCGUCGCGGUCAAGAGUUUGAAGCCAGAUGGUCUUCAAGGCCAUCGAGAAUGGGUGGCUGAAGUCGAUUUUCUUGGACAACUUCAUCAUCCAAACCUUGUGAAGUUGAUCGGAUAUUGCAUCGAAGACGAUCAGCGACUGCUCGUUUACGAGUUCAUGACUCGUGGAAGCCUUGAAAACCAUCUCUUCAGAAGAACCAUACCUCUCCCGUGGUCUAACCGGAUCAAAAUAGCGACGGGUGCAGCCAAAGGGUUAGCCUUUCUCCAUGGAGGGACCGAGCCCAUUAUUUAUCGGGAUUUCAAGACGUCGAAUAUCUUGCUUGAUACCGAAUAUAACGCGAAGCUUUCGGAUUUCGGUUUAGCAAAAGCGGGACCACAAGGAGAUAAAACUCACGUUUCGACUAGGGUUGUCGGAACUUACGGCUAUGCCGCUCCAGAAUACGUGAUGACAGGGCACUUGACAUCUAAAAGCGAUGUUUACAGCUUUGGAGUCGUACUUCUUGAGAUAUUGACGGGUCGGAGAUCAAUGGACAAGAAACGUCCGAGCGGAGAGCAAAACCUUGUUAUGUGGGCCCGCCCAUAUCUAGCCGACAAGCGAAAAGUAUACCAAUUAGUCGACCCUCGUUUGGAGCUAAACUACUCCGUGAAAGGAGUCCAAAAGGUUUCUCAAAUAGCAUACAGUUGUCUGAGUCGGGACUCAAAGGCCCGACCCAGUAUGGACGAAGUCAUUAAGGCCCUGAGCCCGUUACAGGAUCUAAACGACUUCGCCAUUUUAUCUUACCAUGCUCGUAUGUCGCAACAAAGUAGGCGUAAAAAGAAACAACCUGAAGGGGCUCAAAACGCUACUCGUAAUCAAUCCAAGUGGUAUAACGAGCCCCCGAGGAAUUCUGGUAAGCAACACUGUAAAUAGAAAUCGUCUGUUUUUUUUAAUGAAUUUGCGAACGAAUUUAUUCGAAGUCGAGAACUCUUGGUGUAAUUUUUGGGGUGUCAAAUAUUUGACAAAGCUAAUGAUGGAUUGAAGAGUUGUAAAUUGUGCAUC
Molecule: messenger RNA, 1484 nt
Organism: Cynara cardunculus var. scolymus (artichoke)
Lineage: Eukaryota; Viridiplantae; Streptophyta; Magnoliopsida; Asterales; Asteraceae
Product: probable serine/threonine-protein kinase PIX7
Exons: 6
Coding region: 48-1355 (435 amino acids)
Biological process (GO): protein phosphorylation
Molecular function (GO): ATP binding; protein kinase activity
Source: RefSeq, a predicted model, not a curated record